This is a messenger RNA of Cyclocybe aegerita, 444 nucleotides long. The record is from the annotation of a GenBank genome assembly. Lineage: Eukaryota; Fungi; Basidiomycota; Agaricomycetes; Agaricales; Hemipholiotaceae.
AUGGCUCAAUUCCAGGUCGCUCUCUACGCACUCUUCUUCGCUCUCCUUGCAUGCAUCUUCCAGGUUCAAGCGGCUCCUCUUGAGGCUCGCCAGAUCGGUGGUCUGCGAUGCAACAUCGCUCGCUUGUCGACCGUCCGGAACCUCUCUGCAACGAAGAAAAGUCUGGCCCAAGUCGACACUGCUGACGCUGCGGCGGCUGAUGCUGUCGCGACUGCGCAAAGCGGGUUGGACGCCGCCAGCGAUGGUAUCUCGACCAUCGCCCAGUCGCUCUUUACCGGACAGGACGCGCCCGCGGAGGCCAGGACCCAGGUUGGCGAUGGGCUGACGAGUGCUAAGGCUGCCUUGCAACCCCUCGUUGGGACCGACCCGGCCGUUGCGCAAACGAUGCAGAGCCUCGAGAAGACUAUCUCGGCGGGACAGUCAGUUGUCAACAACUGCAACUAA